This is a messenger RNA of Pelmatolapia mariae (spotted tilapia), 2878 nucleotides long. RefSeq lists its product as uncharacterized. The record is from RefSeq and is a predicted model, not a curated record. Lineage: Eukaryota; Metazoa; Chordata; Actinopteri; Cichliformes; Cichlidae. Bases 164 to 973 code for a protein of 269 amino acids. The transcript has 4 exons.
CAGCGUUACGUCACAUGACUUCUGGUAACUGCUGAGGGAAACUGAAAGUUAAAAACGAAUGUUGUUGCUGUCAGUGGUGCAAACACGGUAACUUCGGUCUUCACUCGAGUGGAGACAUACAGCUUGUUUAUCCACGGAGAGGACGGAGAGCUUCUGAGCUAAAAUGACCGAAGAGAAAAGAUACGACCCCAGAGACACGACGCUGAAAUUCGUCAACAGACCCGAUGAUCUGGAUCCACUACCUCCAGAGGAAGGAGACCAGAGUCUCAGAGCACUGAUGUCCUGCGGCCAUGCCGUCACCCCGGAGACGCUCACUGGGUGGUGUCGCAGCCUGUUGGAUCAGGGCCAGUACAAAUUUAGGUGCCCAGCUCUAAAGGAUGGUACGCUACAAAAGUGUGAUGAAGCGUGGUCCUACCAAGAGGUGCGCAGGCUGGCAGUACUGACAAAAGAAGAGAGGGCGUACUUUGAAGAGAAUAUCGCUCGCCUUGCUGCCACAGAGUACUGCGAAUUGAAAACCUGUCCUGGUUGCAAAACCUGUGUGGAGAGAGAGGACCUGACCAACCUUAAUGUUCAGUGCACAAUCUGCACAACAGUAAAGAAGAAAGAGUACCAUUUCUGCUGGCAGUGUUUGAAGCCAUGGAAAGGUAGCGCUCCACGCUCUGACCGCUGCGACAACGAUGGAUGCAUCAAUCAUGACCUUGAACUUCUCAAGAACUGCAAGACUACCGCCCUCCCUCAGGUUGAGGGGGUCGAUGCCUGUCCCUCCAUCCGAGCCUGUCCCACCUGUGGUCAGAGGGUGGAGCACGACAGAACAGGCGACAAGAACGUCAUCUGUCCUCGCUGUCAGAAAGAGUUCUGCUUUGUGUGUCUGAAACUGACUCCCGAGUGCUUGAAGACAAGUUCUUACUUCAUCCCCUGCAGUGAUGGUGUGGCUCCCAGACAAACAUCAAUACCUGUGUGGCGCAGAAACUAAGACACAGCAUGCUCUCUGAGUCAUUACACAUUAUCCUUCUCUCAUGUUAGACUUUUUCUUUUAGAUUUCAUCCAGAGAUUUUCAUUGAGAGUAAAAAAGAAAAAACACCCCUUCCCUAUUGGUGUUCAAGUGUACCAUGUCAACCAAUCAAAACAUUAUAUGGCAACAUGUGGCAUUUGGAUGUUUAGGAAGAGGGGGGAAGAUUUAGUGACGUUUAGUGUGUUUGGAGGCUAUAGCUAGUGUGUAGUGUAGUCAUUGUUUUGUUUUGUGUGUCAGUUAUACUGCUGAAUGUCACAGUUGGUGUAAAAAAAGCCACCAAAGACGGACUGCAAUGUAAACCCUAGAAGCUAGAAAAUGGGAGGAGUAGGAGGCGUUCUCCUCUGUCUUAUAGUGGACAGAAAUAAUUUUUUGGAGUCGCAUUAAUAAUUUGUGUGCCUUCUUAUUUGAUACAGAACACCUGGUUAUUCUGUAAAUGGUUUUAAAUGGUUAUAUAUAGAAAACGCCUUGGCUGCAUUUUUAGGUAAAUAGUACCGUAUAACCUUGUUGUUUGCAAAACUUGUGCAUAAUUAUAAAAAAUGUACAAUUUCUAUUUGCAUUUCAAGUUAUGAAAAUGAUUCGUUAAACAUGUUUGUGGUUUUUACAGUAAAAAACACGUUGUUUUUUUUAAAAUUCGGAUUUUAUGUUUUAUGUCUGAAUUUAGAUCAAUUGUGUUAAUACAGUAUGUCAACGUGAAAAAAUAACUCUAAAUUCAGAUAUUUGAGGUUGUGCUGAAAAUAAUGAUACCAAACAAGGCAAGAUGAACAGUUUUUAAAGGUGAAAAAUAGAGAUAAAAUCAUGAGUAGUCAAAAACGGCCAAUUAUAGCCUGGACCCAAGAGGGUUAAAGUGGUUUUCUUUGAAUUAAUCUCUUUUUAAUAAUAGUCAUUAAUAAUAAAAUCACUCAAAGAUUACUUGUAAAUAAACAGAAUACACAUUUAGUGUCUGACACAAAUAAUUACAUGUAUAUAUUAUGUGUAAUUUAGUUUCAGCUGCUUUAGUGUAAAUGAAAUUAAUAUCAGGUGCACUAGAGGACCAAGAAAGAGGCACCCACUAAAGUAAGAAUGGUUCUACAGGUGAAGGCUGCUAAUAUUUGUCCCUCCUCAUCUUUUCUGACUGCUUUAAAAAAAAAAAAAAAAAAAAUCCCAUUAGUUUUCAUUUGGCUAGGGUCAGUGUUAGUGCUGGUAGCAUGAGGUGAUACCUGGACCCGACAGAGAUUGCUUAGACAGCCCAACUCCUCCAACAUGACAAAUAACUACAUGCCACUGCCAGAAGGUGUGCUGGGAGACAGCACAUUCUCAAGAGAAUGGAGGAAACUUCAGGAGCCAGGUAGUUACUCUAGGAGAGCUGAAGAGAGUUGUAGAAGGCCUUUAACCCAUCAGCACGACUGGUAUCUGCAAAGAGGAACAGGAUGUGUACUACCAGAGCUACAAAAUGACUUGCAGCAGUGGUGCGACUGUCAGACCAAACAAUCAGAAACGGAUUUCUUGCGGGUUGCCCGAGGACCUGACGCCCUUUAGUGGGUCCUGUGCUCACUGCCUGGCAUUGUGGAGUCUGGGUUUUGUCAUUAAAUACCAGAAUAUUUAGAGUAAAAUUUUCAAAAUAUUUCUGCCAGUAUGAUUUCAUCACAGAUGUACCCAUUCUUUCUGUUGUUCUAUCUUCACUAGCUGACUGACACUCUUGUUUAUGCUUAGAAAAAUUAUGGGAGUCAGAUUAAAGUAAUGAUAUGCACUAUUUUCUCUUUUGUCCCAUUUAUGUUUUAAUAAGCAAGCAAAGUUUGUUUAAUGUAAUUUGUAUUGACCUUACUUUUAUGUAACCAUGUUAAGUUUAUCCUGAAUAAUUUUUCUCCAGCUCAGCCCAUUUUUUUUUUC